This is a messenger RNA of Stylophora pistillata, 519 nucleotides long. RefSeq names its product putative skeletal organic matrix protein 5. Gene Ontology annotation, molecular function: calcium ion binding. The record is from RefSeq and is a predicted model, not a curated record. NCBI's taxonomy places the organism in Eukaryota, Metazoa, Cnidaria, Anthozoa, Scleractinia, Pocilloporidae.
AGUACGUUCCAUUACGAUUCCCAAUUUUGGAGGAACAGAAGUUCUUACACCCUUCCAGGAGGCAAAACUGGCUUUGACUUUCAAGUGACAAAGUUGCCAACCUACUGGGACACAUCCUUCUCCAAAAUCUGUCUCGGUAAGAAGAUCGGCAAUCAGCUCAGAUUCAUUGUCAUCAACAAACAUGCCGAGUCUCUACACUCACUCAUCGCUGAUGGAAAAAAACGCACCACCUCACUUGGUCGUAGAAAGUGGAAGACACUGAUUGGCUCACAGGCCUCCUUGCAGCCCCACUGCAACGUGGGAGGAUUCAACGCGGUUGGAGAGGAACUUCAUCAAUCCAAAUCAAGAAUCGGCAUCACUGCUAACCUGCAGAAUGAAUGCUCUUCUUGUGACUCCAGGAUUGGUUUACGCGCAGGAGGUCUGCAUGAUGGCUCCAAUACUUGUGGAAACGAGGCAACGCGCGAGCCUGAUAAUGGAGACAAGCCCAUCAAAGCCAUGGGGUACAUCCUGGUGCAGUGA